AUGGCCGCUGCUGCAGUAGACGAUUCUUACACCUCCCUGCCAUCUCGCCCCAUUCGUUCGUCAGUUCCCUCCCGCCCGUCCUUGGCCUCUCUCUCUCCCCUCUCGACUCUCUACCCCCAUCGUUACCACCCAACCAACCCACUUUCCUCUACAGCUAACCCUCUCUCUGCAUCUCUCCAUCUCUCCGCUUCUGCCCCCCUCUCUGCUUCGCUAAAUCCUUCUACCACAAUCCGUCCCCCCGCCUCCACCACUCGUUCUUCCAUGUCUGGUCCUGUUCCCCUCCUUGCACACUCCACCCUCUCCUCCUCCUCCUCCUCCUCCUCCUCCUCCUCCUCCUCCUCCUCCUCCUCCUCCUCCUCCUCCUCCUCCUCCUCCUCCUCCUCCUCCUCCUCCACCCUACUCUCUCUGCCUCUCCCUCCACUCUCUCGCACUCUUCACACACUCACUGCUGCUCCAGCUGCUGUUGCUGCUCCUCGUCCUCUCCCUCCUGCUGCGUCAGCCUCUACUCCUAUUACUGCUACCUCGUCACCUAUCCCUGCUGCUUCGUCACCCAUCCCCGUCAGUGAAACCACCGCUCCCGCUGCUACCACCACUUCUGCUACGCUCUCUCCUCCCUCUUCCUCCCUCCCCUCCUCUUCCACUGCCCACUCUUCUCUUCCCGCUUCUGCCGUCGCCCCUUUGUCGCGUCCGUUCCGCUUCUCUGGCUGUUUCUCUUCCCGUUCUUCUCUGCUUGACCAGCCGCCAUCCCCCUCUCGCAACAGCUCAAGUUCAACUACCACUCAUGGUGCUGCCAGUGCAGCAGCCCAUGCAAGGAUAAGCAUUGCAGGCAGCAGCAGCAGUAGGCCGAAUGCUGCUACCAGUGCAGAAACUUAUUCAAGAAUCAGCAUUGCAGACAGCAGCAGGAGCAAUAGGCCCAAUGCUGUUACCAGUGCAGCAGCCGCUGCUAGCACGGACGUCACAGGCAGAAGCAAUGUUGGGAAUGCUGUUGGGAGCAGCGCAGGAGGCAGCACAGGGCACGGGAGUGGGGGUAGCAGCAGUGCGGGUAUCAGAGCUGUUGCUGUGGGUGAUGGUGGAGUGGGUGGUGGUGGUGUAGGUGGUGGUGGUGGUGUGGGUGGUGGUGGUGUGGGUGGUGGUGGUGGUGUGGGUGGUGGUGGAGUGAGUGGUGGUGGUGUGGCUGAUGGCGGUGCUACCACUGGCAGCAAGGGUACUGGUGGGGAAGGCUGCAGUAGCACUGCUGGGAGCAGCAAUGGCAGCGGUGGUGAUAACGGUGGUGGCAGCGGCAGCAGUGGCAGAGUGAGGCAGAGAGGUCAGUAUCCUUGGCAGGUAGAGAGGAUUCUUGAGAGAAACAGACUGAUGCGCCUGAAGCAGCAGCAGCAGCAGCAACACCAGGGGGAGGAGGAGGAGGAAGAGCAGGGAGGGGGGCAGCAGGAGGAGCAGAUGCAGCAGGAGUUGCAGGUAGGGCAGCAACAGCACGAAGGACAGCAGAAGCGGCAGCAUCAGGCGAGAUUGGAAUAUGAUAGAGGCAGAGAGGAAGGGUCAGAGGGCUCAGAUCAAAGGGACGAGUACGUGACAGGUGACAGCAGCGGAUUGGCUGACGACCUGCAGGUGGACCUGCUGCCAGCGGGAGCAUCUUCUGGGGGAGGUACAUCUGGCUGGGCGGCCAGGGGGAGGGCGCAACUGAGCAGAACCCAGAGGGAUGGAACGAGCGGAAUCACAAGGGGAGGGCGAAGGGGGGAUGUGGAGAGGAGGGAGAGAGGGGAGGAUAGGGUAAUGCAGAGGGGGAGGGGGUUCAGGAGAGCGAAGAGUGAGGAUGGGGAGAGAGGGAAUGGGGAACAGGAGGGCAGGCAGAGAGGCGUGAGGGAGAGAUUGGAGCAGAGGAUAGAACAGAGGUUGGAAGAGAGGUUAAAUGCGGUGAGAAUGGGAGAGGGGGAUUUUAGCAAUGGUGUUGUUGCUGGGAGUAGCGAUACCAGUAGUUCAAGUGACAGGAGAAGGAGUGUGAGCAGUAAUGUUGGGGGCAGCAGCUGCAAUGUUGGGAGGAGGGAAAGGAGGGCGAUUUAUGAGAGGAGGCUUGGGAGAGUGGAAGCAGAGUAUGGGAACCAAGGCUUAGGGGAUGAGAGUCAGGUUGUGGAAUUGCAGGAGGAGCGGGAGGAGCAAGGGAAGCAGGAGGAAGAGGAGGGGUGGCAGCAGCAGCAGCAGCAGCAGCAGCAGGAGGGGGAGGAGGAGCAGCAGCUGCUGCUGCAGCUUGAGGAGCAAAUGCACAUGCAAGAGGAGCUGCAGAGUCAGGUAGAGGAGGAGGAAUUACAGGAGCAUGAUCUGAGAGGCUCAGCGCCGAGGCUGCUAGGCGUGUACAGGAGGCACGGGAGGGAGGACCGGCAUCGCCUAGAGGAGCUAACAGAGAAUCUGGAGGAUGGGGAGAGUACACUCUCUGGUAUCACUAUUGAUGUUCCUCCUGGCGGAGAUGACUAUAACGAAGGGGACUACAGUGCUGAGAAUGUCAAUGGUAGUAGCAACAGCAGCAGUAUGGGGUAUCCUGGCCCCUCGUUGAAUCUCAGGGGUGCCGAGGGGUACCAAGGGGUACCAGCCUAUUUGAAUGGUUUUGGUAUGGUGGAGAUGGAUAGUGGGCUGGUGGGUGCCAUGGGUGGUGCUAUGGGUAGUGCCAUGGGUGGUGGUGCUAUGGGUAGGGAGAUGGAUGGGGACAUGGAUGGGGAUGGGGUGGUGGAACUAGGCUCAGGGCCAAUGGGUUAUGGAGCAGGUUUGAGACGUUUCCAGUCGGGAUUCGAAGGAAUGGAGGGGUUUGGUUCAGCAGGGGUGGAGAUGCGUGGGUUGGGAGCGGUGGUGAGCGGUGUGGCGGGGCGGGUGGAGGAGGAGGAGGUGGAGGCGGAAUUAUUGGCUAUGGAGGCAGCGGUUGAGUUCAAUGUGAGGGUGGUGACGUGUCAGGGGUCCCCUGUGCGCUGGCACAACUGCCACGUGUGCGUGCGGCCCAAUGCGGUGCUGCUGGAUGCAGCUGGGUGCAUUGUGGUGGAUGGGAGGGAGCUUCGCGCACGAGAUGGCUCCCCGGUGGUGUUGGAGGAGCAAGGCGAGUCACUUAUCCACGCACUCAUCGACUUCUCUCCCCCGCUACUGCACCUCUCCUUCAUCCACGCCUUUCUUGACCUUGACCCGCGCGCCGUGGUGCUGCAAGAGACGGCCGUGAGGGUGAACCGAUGGCUGGGUGACCGCCAGAACCAGCAUGAGGUCAUUGCACGCUUCCUCACUUGUGACUAA
Molecule: messenger RNA, 3264 nt
Organism: Closterium sp. Naga37s-1
Lineage: Eukaryota; Viridiplantae; Streptophyta; Zygnematophyceae; Desmidiales; Closteriaceae
Source: the annotation of a GenBank genome assembly